GAAGUAUUUUUUUAGGUUGUAAAUGUAGGUCAGCGCAGCGAAGAUCAUAGUCAGAGUUGCUUGCACUAUUAUUGUAAAAAUACAAUAGACCUCAUUGGCAACUGUUCUUUUAAGCAUUCCCGCACCUUUAAGUUGCUGUUGGAGCCUGCAAGGAAAUCCGCGUUUACGAGCGGUAGGCGGACCUCAUUCAUUCAUUCAUUUACGCAAGUUGGGGGUGUAAAAAAAAAGACAACCCAAGAUGUUUGUAGUUUCCAAGCUCUGUGACCACGCAGCUGUUCGUGACCCCACCUCCUGCUCUUCAUCCUCCUCCCCUCCUCCUCCUCCUCAGCUCCACACAGCUUGUUCUCCUAAAACAAGAAGUGCCCAAGCAACCAGGUCACUCUGGUUCCGAGCCAUCUUUCCCGUCCGAAAAGCUCGUGCGAUGCGAUUCGUUCGCGCGGGGCCCAAGAAGAAGGAACAAGUCGAUCGGAGAUGAUGGAUUACUCCAAGGGCCAAAUGUCCAGCUUAUCUGAGGAGGGCAGCUCCGCAAGAUGCCCCCAGCCCAGUCCUGCCGGCCUGAAGCUGGAGGCGUUGAUGGAGCACCUCCAGAGACAGCAAGUAGCCAAACAGGACAUGAACCUUCAAGAGAAACACCUCCUUCAAGCUCAGCUCCUCUUUGCCCAACACGCUGCUACUGCUGCUGCUGCGAGGGCACCACAGCAGGACCUAUUCAGCAAAGCGGAUGGACUCACUCAGCAAGCUAUGAACAGCCAUCUAAGCCGAGUUAAUACGGGGGAAGAGCAGGAUGACGAUGAUGGUGAGGAUGACGACGACGGUGACUCUGAUGAGGAGGAAAUGGGGGCGGAUGCAGAGGACAGCGAGCCUCAUAAGGAAGCCAAGAAGCUCAGACUGCAGCCGGUUAUGGGCCCCCCUUUCAACUCUUGCCCCGGGCUUCAACCAGCAGCCGGCAAGUCGUCUCCUCCUCCUCCGCCUCCUGUUGCCAUAAAACAGGAGCAGGAAGAGAAGGAGGUGUUGUCUCCUGUUGGUGCACCUGCCUUCAUGUCGGCCAACGGCUUCACGGACUGGGCCUACGACGAGCCUCUGAAACAAAGAGCUCCCAUCUGGGCUGAGGAGAACGAAGGAGGAAGAGGCAGAGCAGAACCAUCCAGGGACUUUGCAAAGCUUUACGAACUGGACAAUGACCCCCAGCGCAAGGAAUUUCUUGAUGAUCUGUUUGUCUUCAUGCAAAAACGAGGGACGCCUGUGAACCGCAUCCCCAUAAUGGCCAAACAAGUGCUGGACCUGUACAAACUUUAUAAGCUUGUGACAGAGAAGGGAGGCCUGGUGGAGGUCAUCAACAAGAAGAUUUGGAGGGAGAUCACCAGAGGUCUCAACCUCCCGACGUCCAUUACCAGUGCGGCUUUCACUCUGCGCACGCAGUACAUGAAGUACCUGUAUCCUUUUGAGUGUGAAAAGAAGGGUCUGAGUUCUCCAGGGGAGCUGCAGGCGGCCAUCGACAGUAACCGUAGAGAAGGUCGGCGUCCCAGCUACACCAACAGCCUGUAUCGCUAUUCGCCCUCUCCAAACGCCGCUCCGCACAACCUCCUCUCAUCGCCCACGAUGCAGACCUCCACCUCUGGACACAACACUUCCAGUCAGUCAAUCAGCCCAAAUGUGAAGAAAAAUCCAGAUGAGGCUUCAACUCCAGUGAUUCCCAGCCGGCUGCCCAUGGCACUGGCACUCGGGCAGCAGCAGCAGCAACAGCCGCCGCAGCAGCAACAACAACAUCAUCAACAGCAGCAGUUGGCCCAAGCAGCCACUCUGGAGCAUCUACGUGAGAGGCUGGAGCGUGGCGUAGGGGGCGCUCUUGCUGACGGGCCAGAGAAGAAAAUGAUGCGUCUGGCAGAGGAGCAGCAGCGCCUCAUGCAGCAGGCGCUCCAGCAAAACCUCCUGGCGAUGGCCUCCCACUUCAAUCCCCUGAAUUUCAAGCUCAACAAUGGUCAUGAGAGCAAACAGGAUUUGUCCCUGAGUAUCUCCACCAAUGGAGCGGCCAGUAUUAGUGUUUCUGUGGAAGUCAAUGGCACCCUGUACUCCGGAACCCUGUUUGCUCAGAAGUCCGGACCGCCAGUGGUUUCGCAGGCUGUCACUCCAGCAGGGACGAGCGGUUUCAGUGCCUUCUCCUCCUCUCACAGCCCCUCAUCUUCAUCCUCCACCUCCUCAAAGGGACCAAAUUAAAGAUCAGUUGUUCUUGUUUUUUUUUUUUUCUACUCCAUUCUCACCCUUGUCAUUAAGCAGUAUAAAUUAUAGGAGCUCUAAAGUCAGGCAAGAAUUGUUUGAAAUACGUCUGCCACUCGGUCUAAUGUCUUGUUCUUUCAGUCUAUCGGCCUUGACACACUUGGAUGUUUUUUUUAUGAUACGUUUGCUGUUAGUUUGCGUUCAUGUUGUCAAGCAUGUGGCCUCGGAAAGCUUCGAAACGUAACUUGCUAAUCUUAGUUCCUGAUGUAAGCUUUUUUUGAAUCGUAGUGAUGUUCACAUGUUGAAGUGUCUUUAGUGCUGAGAGAGAAUCAAAGCUGUUUUUGCAACCUCUUUAGCUAGUUUGUCAUCCUGUUCUGCUGCCUAUGGAACAGCGGUGUUGCCAAAGUGAAUGAAGACCAAAAAAGCCUUAGCUCAGUGUCGUAGUUCUGUUUCGUGACCAGUGCAUAUGAUUUAAGCCGACAGAUGGCUGGUUAUUGCGAGUAGUUUUCAUGGCAACCUUCAGGGAAAUGUAUACACUUUCAGGUACCGCAGGACCUUAUGUAUUUAGAAGGAUUUUUAAGAAACAUUUGCUGGUUGGAGUUUUUAUUUGUAUUUUAUUUUCUUUAUUUAAUUAUUGUAGUUCUGCCUCGAACAUAUCUGCUGGGAGUCAUUUGUGUAGAAGAGAUGCCAUACUUACCUCAUUUGAUCAAUUGUUUUUUUGGGGGGGGACUUUCUGAACUCAGGAAUGUCCACUGGACCCAUAACUCUGCUGUGAUGUAUUUUUGUACAGGCGACGAAUGUAUCAUUAUUGACCUCACGUUGGACUGAACCAGUGCUACCUCAAUCCUUGAAAGAAAUAUGCAAUUCUUAAAGCAGCGGGAGCUGAUGUAGCCAUCUGCUGACGUGUACUGUAAGUGGACAAUCAAGAAAAAUUGCCAACAAGAUGUUACUGAGAACUUGACAAGUGUGAACACCAAGGCCCUGUUUUGGUCUUUGACAACAUAUUAGUUGGAUGUACGGUCAUGUGGAAUAAAAUAAUCGUGUGCUGUCCAAUUGUUCUCCCCCCCUCCUCCUUAACCAAACAAAUUAACUUGAGCAUUUUUUUUUCAGGAUAGGCCCAAUUUUCGGAUGUCUAAAAGAUUCAACCUUGGACAAUUGUCAUGUGGUGUGUUAACAAAAAAAUCAAAUAAAUACUUGCCAGUGGGCAAGCUGGUUUAUG
Hippocampus comes (tiger tail seahorse) is the source of this 3433-nucleotide messenger RNA. RefSeq names its product AT-rich interactive domain-containing protein 3B-like. Bases 472 to 2214 code for a protein of 580 amino acids. The transcript has 9 exons. Gene Ontology annotation, molecular function: DNA binding. NCBI's taxonomy places the organism in Eukaryota, Metazoa, Chordata, Actinopteri, Syngnathiformes, Syngnathidae. The record is from RefSeq and is a predicted model, not a curated record. Gene Ontology annotation, biological process: regulation of transcription by RNA polymerase II. Gene Ontology annotation, cellular component: nucleus.